GAACGUAUCGAAGAUCAUAGAAAUCAUGCCGCGUGUAAAUCGUGCCAUGUGAAAAUCGAUCCGUGGGGCAUUGCCUUCGAGAAUUUCGAUGCCCUGGGAAAGUGGCGGGAAAAGAUUCGCGGCAAAGAUGUCGACGCUUCCAGCGAGCUAUUCAACGGUGAAACGCUCGACGGCAUUGACGGCCUCAAACGCUUCCUGCUUGAAAAUCGACAAGACCAAUUCGUCCAUGCCAUGGUUCACAAACUGACUACCUAUGCGUUGGGACGCCCCCUCGGAUUCGAAGAUCGGGCCGACAUCGAAAUGAUAACGGCCAAUGUUCGCCAAGAAGGAGACGGCUUGCGAACGCUGAUUCACUCCAUCGUCCAAAGUGAUUUGUUUCAGUCCGAAUAA
This is a messenger RNA of Symbiodinium sp. CCMP2456, 390 nucleotides long. Lineage: Eukaryota; Dinophyceae; Suessiales; Symbiodiniaceae. The record is from the annotation of a GenBank genome assembly.